Entelurus aequoreus (snake pipefish) is the source of this 4941-nucleotide messenger RNA. RefSeq names its product tudor domain containing 9 (gene tdrd9). Lineage: Eukaryota; Metazoa; Chordata; Actinopteri; Syngnathiformes; Syngnathidae. Gene Ontology annotation, cellular component: intracellular anatomical structure. Gene Ontology annotation, molecular function: RNA binding; ATP binding. The transcript has 35 exons. The record is from RefSeq and is a predicted model, not a curated record. The coding region runs from base 77 to 4060 and encodes 1327 amino acids.
GUUCCGCCCCCUAGCGGCUUACAUAUACCAUACACGACUGGAGUGUGCCGGUCAGACACACCUAACAGGUGCAAACAUGAAGAAGAUAUUCACGGCCAAGCACAUUUCUGACUGGUUCACCUCCGGGGCCACGUUUGCCAACAUUAAACUCACAGAGGAGGUGGUUGAAAAGAGUUCACCCGAGCCCUCGUCUAAAGACACGAGCCCAGGAAAGGUUUCUGAUGAACACUCCAUUAAAAGUGGGAAAUCAGUGGGAGGACAAUUCAAGGAAAAAGGUAGCAGCCAUCCUCCCCUUCAAAGCUACGAGUACCCAAGCUUGCCCAUAACCAAAAACAGACAGGAGCUGAUUUCUCUCAUAGAAAACAACUCUGUUGUCAUAAUUCGAGGAGCCACAGGCAGCGGCAAGACCACCCAGCUGCCACAGUACAUUCUGGACCACUACAGUGAGAAAAAUGCCUCGUGCAACAUUGUGGUCACGCAACCACGCAGAAUUGGUGCUACAAGUAUUGCUCGAUGGGUUGCUACUCAGAGGAAGUGUACCCUCGGUAGUCUGGUUGGAUAUCAGGUUGGGCUAGAAAAGAUGGCAACUGAACACACCCGACUGAUCUAUAUGACAACAGGAGUGCUGCUGGAAAAACUGGUGUCUGCCAGGACCCUCACAGAGUACUCCCAUAUUUUUAUUGACGAGGUUCAUGAGCGUACUGAGGAGAUGGACUUUCUUUUGCUUGUCUUGAGAAAACUUCUCAACUCCAACUCACGUUACGUGAAGAUCAUACUCAUGUCAGCCACGAUCAACUGCAGACAGUUUGCAGAUUACUUCAGUACUCCAAUUCGUGGAAAAAUGAACCCAGCCUAUGUGUUUGAAGUGGAGGGGGCACCUUAUGGCAUUGAGGAUUUUUACCUGGAAGACCUUCAGCAUUUAAGUCUCUAUAGUGUGGAUUCGACCCAUUUAGAUGACCCUCACAUCUCAGCUCAGAUGUAUGAUCUUGCUGUCAGUCUCAUCCAGAGCUUUGACAAGAUAGAAGGCCAAGAUUCCAGCGAUGACGAUGGCGUACGCUUCUCAGAGAGAGGCAGUGUCCUUGUUUUCCUUCCCGGCUCACACGAGAUAACCUACAUGCAUCAAGCCCUGGCCAAGCUGGUCCGCAAAAGGUUACAGGUUUAUCCCCUCCAUUCCUCUGUGACUAUGGAAGAGCAGUAUGGUGUUUUCCUGCCUCCUGUUCCUGGAUACAGAAAGAUUAUCCUUUCAACCAACAUUGCAGAAAGUUCAGUGACUGUGCCUGAUGUCAAAUAUGUCCUCGAUUUCUGCCUGGCCCGUCGGUUGGUUUGUGAUAAAGAAUCCAAUUACCAGUCUUUACGUCUCACCUGGGCAUCAAAGACCAACUGUAACCAACGUAGAGGAAGAGCAGGCCGUGUAUCCAAGGGCUACUGUUACCGCCUCGUUAGCAAAGCCUUCUGGAAGAACGAAAUCCCGGACUAUAUGAUCCCUGAGAUGUUGCUUGCCCCCUUGACCACCGUCAUACUGAAGGUGAAGCGCCUGGACAUGGGAGACCCCCGGUCCCUCCUCUCUACAGCUCCCUCACCCCCAAACCUCAAAGACAUAGUGAGGACUGUGCUCCAACUAAAGGAGAUGGGGGCCCUGUCUGCUAAACAGGAUGUUACAUGUUUGAAUGAGGAUGGUGAGCUUACGUUCCUGGGUCGUGUGCUGGCCCACUUACCUGUGGACCUGUACCUCGGCAAGCUGAUUGUCCUUGGACACGUUUUCGGCUGUUUAGAUGAGUGUCUAAUCAUAGCUGCUUGCAAUUCUCUGAAGAGUUUCUUUGCCAUACCGACAAUGCAGCAGCUUGCCGGUCACAGGAGCAAGCUGGCUUUUGCCAAAAGCACCCAAAGUGAUUCCAUAGCAUUUGUCAACACCUUCAAGGCAUGGCUUUCAUUCAAAAAGAAAGGACAACUAAGAAACAUGAAGGAUGAACUGGAAUGGGGAAAAGAGAACUUCAUACAAAUUAAGAGGAUCCGUGAGGUUGCAGAGUUGUAUGAAGAUCUGAAAAAACGUGUGCAACAGUUUAACAUGUUUGUGACGGACAACACCCAGCUCUCUGACUACACCAGCAUACACGAACAGAAGUUCAUCCUUCAGGUUGUCAUUGCUGGUGCCUACUACCCAAACUACUUUGUCCAGAGGGAAAUUGAUGAAGACUUGGCUUCCAGAGAGUUGAGUGGUUUGAACCACAGAACAACUGUGAUGGUGAGGAAUCUCCCUCCGUACAGUUUUCUGUACUACAAACAGCUGCAGUCUCUGUUCCGCCAAUGUGGACAAGUCAAAGCCAUUUUCUUUGAGAGCUCCAGAGCAUAUGUGGAAUUCUACAAGACAUCCCAGGAUUCUGCAGUGCUCCCUGAGGUGAUGCUCGCCCUCAUUUUGGCCCAGCAGGGAUCUGCCUUGGAAUUGUCUGUUUACCCAAUGGAACAAAUAGAAAAAUGCGUAGGCAGCAGACCAGUAUCUCACAUGAAAUAUGCACGGGUAAACGUCGACUUCCAAAGCCAGUCUGUCUUUCCAGUGGGAGUAGUGAGCAGCACCCUUGAGCCAGACAAACUGCCUCCUAACCGCUUGUUUGUGGUCAGCGUUACAGAGGUGGUGGAUGUGGGCCAUUUCUGGGGCUUCCAGGCAGAUGAAGCCAGUUUAGAAAAGCAGCGCCAACUGACAGGAGAGAUCAACAUGCGCACACUGCAUCCUAUAACUUUGUCACUCUAUCCUAACCUUCUGUGUUUGGCGCCCUACUCUGAGAUAAACAACCAGAGCCUCUACUACCGGGCGAAGAUCCUGCACAUGCGUGGAAACACAGUAGAAGUGUUCUUCUUGGACUUUGGCAACACAGCAGCUGUCCCAUGCAACACCUUGAGGGAACUACCAUCUGACCUCCUGCAUCACCCCUUCCAGGCUCAGGAGUUCCAAAUUACUGAAAUGCGUCCAUCAGCCGAGUCUGUCAUCUUUGGGAACCAGUGGAGCAGCCGUGCUCGUCAACGGUUCAUGGCGCUUGUGAAAGACCAUUCAGUCAUUGUGUCGCUUUACUCCAUUCUCAAUGGAAUAAUGCGUGUACAGCUGCUCAUCAGCGGCGAGACGACAAACAAAAGCCUGGCUGAUAUUUUUGUGGAGGAGGGCCACGCCGUCAUUGCUGAAGAGAGCUUUGACUCGAAGCAAAACAACGAGACACUGGUUUCUCUGUACAAAGACAUUCAAACAGGAAUGUAUGUCCCCAAUGCCAUCAGCAGCUCCUGGAAAGAUCGCAAGAAAGAAGAGAAGGAGCUCAUCGACUGCCUCCUCUCCCACUUUUCAAAAAGCCGCACGCUUUACUCUAGAACAAAGAUUCGUCUGCAUGGACCGAACAGUCCUCAUAAAAUGUUGUUUCACAGCUUGAACGCCACCAUAUACUGCAAGAUGGUGUGCAUUGAUCGAAGCAGCGUCAAUGCCAUGGCUCUGAAUGAAAACCCUCACUACAAGCACCAGAGAAUGAUGGUAUCUGGGACAGUGUCUGUCAGUGCUUCAGGUAACCAGAUUCUCCUGAGGGACACCACCCUCAUGCCAGACAUUCCUGGACUGUCUGCCAUUGUUACCAUGCUCUUCACCCCCAUCAUGGAGUUGCGCACUAAUGAAGAGAAGACUUGCUACACUGGAGCGCUCUGUGGUUUGGGCUGGAACAGUCAAACCCAAGAAGGCCUUCCACCUGAACAUGACAUUGAAAUGGCCUUUGAUGUAAAGUUUGACGUGGAAGACAUCACUGAGAUAAAUGCUCUGCGAGUAGCUAUCAACCGUCUAGCGUGUGAAGGGCCCAGUGGCACCCUGCAUCUGGGUUCUGACAGGAUUGGCCAACUGCAAGAGGACUGUCGGGAGCGCCUCAAGAGCUUGUUCACUAAAUCUCCUCCGAGGGAAGCUGUCACUCCAGUGUACUAUGACAAAGCAGGAAAAUGGAACCAGGUUGAUCCUUCCCUCAAGGUGGACAUCACUGAGGUCAGAGCUGGGAACACAAGAGGUUUUUUACAGCUGCAUCCUGUCAUUCUUCUCAACUGAAAAGUUUACCUGUGUGAAUUUGGACACCCUUAUUAUUGCAAAUAGUUAAAUUACUGCCAUUCGUUUCUGUUACGUUUGUGCUGUCAAAAUUUCCGUUAGUGCUGUUAGGGUUUUUAAGUUAUUCUAAACUACAUUUUCUGACCAGUGACAUCAUCCAGCUCAUCCAACUUGUCAAAAAGUCAAAGUUAUUAUGUUAACGGUUUAUUGUUUAUAACCUGCCCCCCCACCUUGUCAAAAUCUCCCCAAACUUCUCCCAUUUGUUUGUGCUACACUUGUGCUUUAAAAUUGUCUACCAAAUCUACCAUACCUUAUAGAUAACAACAUAAAACCUGAAAUAGACCAAAUCAUUUUGCAGCACACACGUUUGGGGAGAUUUUGACAAAGUGGAGUGGCUGGUUGUUAAUAACAUAAAAAAAAACUUUAACAGACAAAAACGUUUUGGAGCACAAACACAGCAUAGCACAAAAGUUUUGGGAUAUUUUGAUGUUUUUAUAAAAACGAAAGGGAAAAGGUGGGCGCGGGGGUCACUCGUCAGAAAAUGUAUUUUAGAAUAACCUAAAAACCGUAAAGGCACAAACAAAAAAAUUAUUGCCACAUACAAAUGGCAGUGUUAUUUUAAUAUUUGCAAAGCAUUGGGGCUAAUGUUUACCAUUUUCAUUUCACGUGUUUGUCAGAAGUGUUACUUUACUGAACCAGUGUGACUUGAGAUUCAGUGGUACAGAAGAUUCCGUUACUUUAUUUUUAGCAUGUACAAAUAUGUAUGGGUGAUCUUUGUACAGAUACUUCUAUAUUUUGUCAGAUCUUGGAUUAGAUUUGUUAUAGGUAUUCAUUAUGUUACUGUUGUUCAGCAGUGGGUCAAUAAAUAUCUGGUUGCAACAGAA